AUGAACAAGGCUCUUCUCUUAAAGUGGAAGUGGCGAAUCCUUACGAAAAAAGAUGUUAUUUGGAGGAGUUUCUUAGAUUUGAGAUAUUCCAAUCCAAGACUUAAGGUGCUAGCAAACAAUGGUGAUUUCAUUAGUAAGGAAGAUUCUAUUUGGUGGAGAGAUGUCAUGACAAAUAACAUCAACAUAGGAGGUAUGGAGGAAGGAUUCUCUAGUUUUGUCAAAUGUAGAGUAGGAAAUGGUAAAAAUAUUCUCUUCUGGGAUAGUAUUUGGUUGGGAAAUCAAACAAUUCGAGCCUCUUUUCCCGAUUUGUAUGAUCUUUCAACCAAAAAACUAUCGUCGGUUGAAGAUAUUUUUCACAAGCAAGGUGACAUUCAUAGUUGGCGCGCUGAAAGUGUGAUAGGAGGGAAUUCUGGCUCGGUUCAGGGACAGCAGCGGAACGUUUUUGUUGCUGCCAGCGACUCUGUUCAAGAUCAAUGGAGAAUUCUUCAUUCCAUGCUGCAGCCUAUCUCUCUGGCCGAAGAGGAUCUGGAUUCUUUUGUAUGGACUCUAAAUCCAUCAGGCCAUUUUAGCGUCUCUUCUGUUCGAUCGGUAAUGGAGGAAGCCAAAGAUUUAGCUUGGCAAUCUAACAUGGUCAGCUGGAUGAAAACUAUUUGGGCUCUAAAAAUUCCGAUAAGAAUUCAGGUUUUUUCAUGGAGAUUCUUGGCUGGUAGAUUACCUUUAAAAGAUCAGUUGCUUCGUAGGAAUGUUCCUAAUAUUGCUUCUGCGAACUGCCCCUUUUGCGACGUUCAAGCGGAAAAUUUGAAUCAUUUGUUCUUCGACUGCUCGGUGUCUAAAUCCAUUUGGGAAAGGAUUUUUGUCUGGUUGGGGGCUGUUCAGUUUCUAUCCCUUGCUGAUUUCAUAUCCUUCGGUGCAAUUCAGGAGAAAGUGAAGACAAAAAGCAUUAAGGCGAAGAGCAACAUUGUGUGGAUAUCAAUUAUUUGA
Messenger RNA from Vicia villosa (hairy vetch), 981 nucleotides. RefSeq lists its product as uncharacterized. Bases 1 to 981 code for a protein of 326 amino acids. The transcript has a single exon. The record is from RefSeq and is a predicted model, not a curated record. Lineage: Eukaryota; Viridiplantae; Streptophyta; Magnoliopsida; Fabales; Fabaceae.